This is a messenger RNA of Hemibagrus wyckioides, 534 nucleotides long. RefSeq lists its product as uncharacterized. The transcript has a single exon. The record is from RefSeq and is a predicted model, not a curated record. NCBI's taxonomy places the organism in Eukaryota, Metazoa, Chordata, Actinopteri, Siluriformes, Bagridae. The coding region runs from base 1 to 534 and encodes 177 amino acids.
AUGAUAUUCUCCUCCUCCCUCGAAAACCACACCCGCCAUGUACGCCUCAUUCUGUCCCGCCUCCUACAACUUCACCUCUACGUUAAAUUAGAAAAAAGUGAGUUCCACUGUACCACCAUCACCUUCCUAGGUUAUGUGCUCUCACCAGGAAAGGUGGAGAUGGAUCAAGCCAUACUCCAAGCUGUCUCUGCAUGGCCCGAACCAGCCACAGUUAAGGAUUUGCAACACUUCCUGGGGUUCGCCAAUUUCUAUAGACAUUUUAUCCGGAAUUAUAGCGUGAUUGCCGGUCCGCUAACCUCUCUUCUGAAAGGAAAGCCUAAGAGAUUAUCAUGGACGGACCGAGCAUGCGACGCUUUUCAAAAACUCAAGAACAGUUUCACCACAGCCCCGAUCCUACGUGACCCCGAUCUAGACAAUCCCUUUGUGGGAUUGUGGAAGUUGAUGCCUCCAGCUCUGGGAUUGGGGCGGUCCUGUCGCAAUGCCAGCCAGACUCCGGGAAACUCCACCCAUGUGCAUACUUCUCCAGGAAGCUAA